Hevea brasiliensis (rubber tree) is the source of this 1262-nucleotide messenger RNA. Its product is annotated as heavy metal-associated isoprenylated plant protein 23. The record is from RefSeq and is a predicted model, not a curated record. The coding region runs from base 384 to 845 and encodes 153 amino acids. Gene Ontology annotation, molecular function: metal ion binding. Lineage: Eukaryota; Viridiplantae; Streptophyta; Magnoliopsida; Malpighiales; Euphorbiaceae. The transcript is spliced from 2 exons.
CUGUAAAAGAAACAUAUCUAAGGAAGAAAAGAAGGAGAGCAGCCUUAAAAAUAAUUGUAUUUCUUUGUUUGUUAGAAGGCAAGAAAAGAAUCCAUUAUUGUGUGCAGGGUGGGAAGUUCCUUGUAACUUCUCUUUGGCAGCUGUUACAAGGUUUUAAUUUGGUUUCUGAUGCUAUAAAUUUUAACGUUACUUGCUUCUUUUCACAAACCAAUCUUCUCUCUUCAUUCCAUUUUCCAUUCCUUUGUUUUUCCCUUGAAAUUACUAUCUGGGUGUUUGUUACUUUCUGUCAAGCUCUUAAAAUUUGUAUUGAAACUUUUGAUUCUGUACUUGUUUGAGAAGUCUCUUUUAGACCCAUUUUUCUUGGUAGAUCAUAAUAUCAAAAUAUGGGAGUUGGAGCUACUUUGGAGUAUUUAUCUGAUUUGAUGGCAUUUAGUGGCUAUAAACAGAAGAAGAAGAAGAAGCAAUUACAGACUGUAGAGCUUAAGGUCAGGAUGGACUGUGAUGGCUGUGAGCUCAAGGUCAAGAAUGCCCUUUCUUCAUUAAGUGGAGUUAAAAAGGUGGAGAUAAACAGGAAACAGCAGAAGGUUACUGUAACUGGUUAUGUAGAUUCAAACAAGGUAUUGAAGAAGGCUAAGUCAACAGGAAAAAAGACUGAGAUUUGGCCUUACGUUCCUUACAAUUUAGUGGCUCAGCCUUACAUUGCUCAGGCUUAUGACAAGAGGGCACCUCCUGGUUAUGUCAGGAACGUGGAAAGCACUGCAACCACUGGCACUGUGACCAGAUAUGAAGAACCAUAUAUCUCCAUGUUCAGUGAUGACAACCCAAAUGCCUGCUCUAUCAUGUAAUGCCCCCAAUACAAAAUACUACCAUUUCUGCCUUAUUUAUCUGCCUACCCUUUUCAGGAGUCUAUAAGGAUAUCAUUGUAAAAUCCCCAUCUAGGGGUUUUUCUUUUUUCCUUUUUUACUUUUUUAUUUGGGAUUUUAUUGUUAUAUUUCAUGAAUGUAACCUGUGAGGAGAUUAGUGAGUUCAUGAAUGUUUUCUUGCUUUGCUCUCUGGAGUCUGGACCCGUUCCGUUUUUACCCAUUGUGGCCUUUCUGUCCCAAUCAGUAGUCUGUAAUUUUGCUGGGAGUGGUUCUGCUGGUGGGCCAAAUGCCAACUUUUUAAACGUGGGUUUAGGUAUUUGAUGGUGAAAUCAAAAUCCAGUGGGUUGUUAUGAGUCUCCUAUAUAUUUAGUACCUCACUUUGUUUUGUUGUUCUCUAAA